AUGGAGGAGAAGUUGACAACUUUACGAAAAACUCUCUCAAACAAGGAAAAGCUGAUAAGGAAAAAGUUACACAUAGUCACCACAUUGACAAUGGAGGGACUGGCGAGUCACGAAAUAAAAGUGCAUUUAGAACUUGCAGAAAGUGCGUUUACAACGUAUGCAAAUGCACACGAUGAGCUGUCCUUGUUGGUCGAGGACUCUGAGGUUGAGUUAAUGAUUGACGCCUUGGAAGAGGUAUCUCGGACGUUCAUUAAAAUCAAGGGGAUUUUGCAAAGUACAUUAGACUUAAGGCAAACUACACACGAACCUCAAAACGAAAAUGCACUUAGCGAACAAGGGCAACAAUCCAUCAGGUUACCUCCCAUGAACCUGCCUACAUUCACAGGAAAAUUGGAAGAUUGGUAUGCUUUCCACGACCAAUUUUCAUCUGUUAUUCACGUUAAUAAAUACAUUGACAACACCAGAAAAAUGCACUAUUUAAAAUCAUGUUUAUCAGGAGAAGCGGCUAAUGUAAUUGCAUCAUUAUCAUCGACUGGUAACAAUUAUCUGGAGGCUUGGUCUUUGUUGACAAACCGUUAUGAUAAUGACCGUCUUGUUCUACAAGUACACUUACAACAUUUGUUCAAUCAACCACACAUUCAGAGUGAAGCUGUUAGCUCCUUGAAGGCAUUGGUUGAUACAACAAAUAAACAUCUUAGAGCAUUAAAAGUAUUAAAACAACCCACUGAGUCUUGGGAUACAAUUAUAAUUUACCUUAUAUCAUCCCGUUUACCAAGUGAACUCAGAAAAGCAUGGGAAAUUGAAUCAUCUGCCUAUGAGUCUCCAUCUUGGUUACAAAUGUGUAAAUUUAUGGAGAAAAGAAUACACGUGUUAGAUUUAUUACAACUACAAUCAUCCAGUACACCCAGAUCUAAGCUUACCAACAAGUGCAACAGUCGAGCAACAACUCAUGCUGUGACUGCAGCACAAGGUAAUAAGCAGCCGUGCAAUAUUUGUUCACAGCAUCAUAUUAUUUAUCAGUGUAAUUUAUUUAUGAAGUCAACAGCGAGUGAGCGACAUGCAUUCGCUAAGAAGGCCAAAUUGUGUAUAAAUUGUCUACGGGCCUCACAUUCUUCCAGUCAAUGCUCAUCUGAUAAAACAUGUAAAGAAUGUGGUGGUAAACAUCAUACACUUUUACAUUUUGGUGACUCUAAGGGAGAAAACAAUACUUCUGAAGUGCCCACGUUGACUCUCAAGACACAACCAUCGACAUCUAGUGGAAUAGACACUGUGGCAGUUAAUCAUGGUGCCUUAAGAGAAAAGUCAACGGUCAUAUUAUCAACAGCAGUGGUGCGCGUGUACGGACCAAGUGGACGGUCAGAACUAUGCCGUGCAUUAAUAGACACUGCAUCUGAAUCACAUUUCAUUACUAAAGCCUUAGCAAGUCGGUUAGGUUUAAAAACAUUGCAUCAGCCAAUGAUAAUUGAUGGUGUAUCAAAUGCUUCUACAACCACAUCUCAAGUUUCCACGUUCAAUAUUUCUCCUAGGACAAAUGGCAAACAAAUGACGUUAACUGCCUUAGUGUCUCCUAAGAUAACUGUGGAUCUACCCACUGCAGCCGUGGAUGUUUCACAGUGGACUCAUUUAGAGCAGGUUGAGUUAGCCGAUCCAACAUUCCAUGUGCCCAACAAAAUCGACUUACUCAUAAGUGCUGAAUACAGUCUGGAUAUAAUGCUCGAUGGUAAAAUACAAGGACCCAAAGGUACGCCGUCGCUACACAACUCUAUCUUUGGGUGGAUAGUAUGUGGAAAAUUAUCUAAACCCCACAAUGAACUAUCAAUGUUUAAGUCGGUCACGUGUUGUACCACGACAGUUGAAUCACUUGUGAACCGAUUUUGGGAACUGGAAGAGGUACCACGCAUCACAUGUAUGUCCAAAGAAGACCAACAGUGUGAAAAGCAUUUUGUUGAGACAUUUACGCGAGAAAGCUCUGGUCGUUACACUGUCAGACUUCCUUUUGUAAAAGAACCACCGCUAGUGAACAAUUCUUACCAGCUCGCUGUUCAACGCUUAAAGAAAGUUGAGAGAAGUCUGCAGACCAAACCUGCCUUACACCAACUCUACAAAGAUUUUAUGAGUGAUUAUGUAACAGCCCAUCACAUGACAUUAGUAGAGUCCACUAGUCCAAGUCCGAUUAUAUUCAUUCCACAUCAUCAAGUUUUAAACCCAUCCAGUACUACUACGAAGCUUCGUGUUGUGUUUGAUGGUUCAUGCACCAUGGACACAGGAAACUCAUUGAAUGAACUACUUCACAAAGGACAAAAAUUACAGAAAGAGGUAAUUGACAUAUUAAUCCGUUUCCGUCUACCUCGCUAUGUUAUUACCGCAGACAUUCGACAAAUGUUCCGACAAAUCUUAGUACACCCCGACGAUCGUGUCUACCAAGGUAUUGUCUGGCGUCCAAAUGAAUCUAGUCCAAUAAGAAGUUAUACCUUAAAUACGGUGACGUAUGGGCUUAUCACAUCACCAUACCAUGCUUUACGAGUCCUGAAGCAAUUGGCCUACGACGAGCAAGGGACUCAUCCUGAGGCAGCUGCGGUGCUACAGCGAGAUUUCUAUUUGGAUGAGGUAAUGACCGGACGAGAUGACAUUACUGCCACAAUCAAGCUACACCAGGAGCUACUACACUUGCUCGCCCGAGGUGGGUUUGAACUACGUAAGUGGGCCACCAACUGUGAAGCAGUUUUAACGCACAUUCCGACAGCACUAAGAGCCACUCAACUAACGCUGAUCGACCACAUGGAUCCGUCAAUCAAAAUAUUGGGUAUAUCAUGGAAUGCUCAACGCGAUACGUUCUCAUUUCAUGUUGAAUCUUCCAAGGUUGGUGAAACAUGUACUAAACGCUCAUUACUUUCGGAAAUCGCGAGGAUUUUUGAUCCGUGUGGAUGGUUAAGCCCACUUGUGAUCGUUGCGAAGAUCAUUAUGCAACACCUGUGGAAGAACAAGUUGGAUUGGGACGACCCGCUGCCUGACACACUGAUCAAAUGGUGGUCGGAUCAUCGAUCUUCCUACGGUGCUCUUCGCUUCUUUGAAUUACCACGGCAUUGCAAUGACGAACACACUCAGGUAACCACAUAUAGUCUACACGGUUACAGUGACAGUUCGGAACAAGCUUAUGCUGCUGCUCUCUACCUAGUGUCAGUGUUUCCUGACGGUAAAUCAUCAUCACAUUUAGUUCUGUCUAAGACCAGAGUUGCACCUCUUAAGACCCAAUCAAUACCCAGGCUUGAGUUGUGUGGUGCCACGUUGUUAGCAUCCUUGACCAAACACCUAUUAGAGGCACUGUCUACAAUCAACAUAGAAUCAGUCAACUUGUGGACGGAUUCUACAAUCACUCUACAGUGGAUUCAGAGUGAACCACACCGGUGGACUACCUUUGUAUCCAAUCGAGUGAGUCAAAUUCAAACCUGGUGUCCCUCAGCGGUGUGGCGGCAUGUCCCGUCUCAGGACAAUCCUGCGGACCUGGCCUCCAGGGGCCUGUCAGGUGAUCAACUUAUUACAAAUGCCUUGUGGUGGCAUGGUCCACAAUGGCUAUUACCCCCCAAUCCAUGGCCACAGUCUACGUUUGAAUGUGAGGAUCCAAAUCAAACUCUCCAAGAGGAACGUAAGCCACAGGUAACUACACAUGUGACCACAGAAGCUGACGCGUUUAACUCCAACUUGCUAGCUAAGUACUCGGAUUUGAGUAAGUUAUUGCAUGUCACUUGUUACAUUUUACGUUUCUAUCACAACUGCCAAAAACCUGUAGCUCUUCGUCUAACUGGAUUACCAACUGUGUGUGAAUGGCGAUCAGCCAACUUAAAAUGGAUCCGGUUAGUACAACAGGAAUGCUUUCCACUCGACCUUCAUCAGCUGCGACUGGGUCUCCCCGUCAAGUCAUCCAGUACUCUGGUCAGCCUAAACCCCUUCCUUGACAUAGCAGGGGUCUUACGCGUUGGUGGUCGACUCACUCAGUCUAGUUUACCUUAUGACAUGAGGCAUCCAGUUCUUUUACCAAAGGCACAUCUGUAUACAACUAUGGUAGUACGCUCCAUCCACCUUCUGCACCAGCAUGCUGGUCUCAAUGUCACUAUGUCUCUGGUGCGGCAGAAGUAUUGGGUUGUACAUGGGCGCAGCAUCAUCAGAAAGGUUCUUCAUGAUUGUGUUAAGUGUUACAGAUUUCGACAAGUCAAAACCCACCAACUCAUGGCUGACUUACCGGCUUUUAGAGUUAAUUACGCACCAGUGUUCAGCCAUUGUGGAGUUGAUUUUGCCGGACCUUUCAGUACUAAGCCCUCAGUUGGACGUUCAAGAAUUGUAGAGAUAGACUGGCACUUUAUCCCACCAGCUUCGCCACAUUUUGGUGGUAUUUGGGAAGCUAACAUCAAAUCUUGUAAACGCAUACUCCAACGCAUAACUCUAAAUAGUGUCUUUAUAUAUGAAGAAUUACACACAUUGUUUUGUCAAGUCGAAGCGCAACUUAACUCUCGACCACUUUGCCCCGCCAGUAUGGAAGCCACCGAUUACUCAGCACUGACUCCCGGGCACUUCCUGUUAGGUAAAGCUCCUAUGUCAUUACCUGAAGUCGACAUUCCUGAGCCAACACCUACCAAUCGACUCACCAGGUGGAAUAGAAUCCAGAAACUGCAGCAGUCCUUCUGGAAACAAUGGUCGCAAGAUUAUUUGGCUACACUACAGCAACGGAAUAAAUGGACCACUCCCCAGCCUAACCUCCAAGUCCACGAUCUCGUUCUCCUCAAGAAAGAAAAUAUGGCUCCCACUCAGUGGCCCCUAGCCAGAAUCCUCGAGGUGCACCCCAAUCCUGCAGACCACUUCGUGCGAGUUGUCACACUGAAGACAAAGGAUUCGGUGCUAAAGCGUCCUAUUAAUAAACUCAUAAGACUGCCUAUCGAACAUUAG
Molecule: messenger RNA, 4938 nt
Organism: Macrosiphum euphorbiae (potato aphid)
Lineage: Eukaryota; Metazoa; Arthropoda; Insecta; Hemiptera; Aphididae
Source: the annotation of a GenBank genome assembly